CAGGCUUAAAAAUUUUUCUUUAGUUUAAAAAACUUCUGAAAUUUAAAAAAAUUUAAAACAUUUAAAAAUUAAAAAGUAUGCUUUGGGCAUGGAAAGAACUGGCUAGAGCUUUAUUUUCCCUUAUGAGUUUAAUGAAAUCAAUUUUGGAGUUUUUCAUUUUAAUUGGUAAAUUUAAGGAGGUCAUGAUAACUAACAUUUAAUGUACUGCUUAUUGUUCCUGAGUACUAGUCUAUACUUAACAUUUAUUAACUCAUUUAACCCUCACAGCUACUCUAGGAGGUAGGUUAUUUCUUUCAUUUUAAAGAUUUGGAAAAUGAGGCGACCCAAAUUCAUAGUUGGUAAAUAAUUGUUGCCAGGAUUCCUAUCUAAGUAGUGUCAUUCUAGAACCAGGUUCUGAAGCUUCUCAUUUAUGGCAGUCACUUUUAAAAUUUGGUAAUGUGAUAUAAAGGAACUGCUAUCAGAACCACCAGGAAUUCUGUAGUGUAUCUUCUUAUGUAAGGAAGCAGAUUUGAUAAGGCCAUAUUUUAAUAUGAAUCAGGUUAUGAAGGAAACAGUUAUCUAUGAUAUAAUUCAUUACUUUCUCGCAUUUCAUUUUCUUAGGAAUGUCUGUGUUAAAGUUGAUUAAACACUGCCAUGUGGUAUCUGAAAGGAAAAGAAAUCUUACUGAUUUAAUUUAACAAAUUAAACCUAUUGUCUUAUUUUCUUGCAUUUGAAGGUCAUUAAUAGGUGGGAAUCUUCCUGUUGUCAGAAACAUAUGGGUACAUUUUGAGUUGUUGGGCAUGUUCUUAAUGGUCUUCCUACUAUGUUUAUCUCUUUUGCUGAUGAGCUUAUUGCAUCAGAGUUAGACAAAUCUUUAAGUACUGAUACAGAAAGCCUUCCAGGACGUAAAGAUUUAUCUAAGUUUUAGAAGUGUAUGUGUAGUAUGUACUUACAUACUAUGUAUAGUGGGAAUCUUUUUAUUUUUUAAAGCAGCGUAGGUGAUUGUGAUGAUGAGCCGGGUUUAAGACUCCUGCCCUAGUAGGCAACACUUCUUUUCAGUGAAAUUCCAGGUCUAAGAUAAUUUUAUGUAUGUAGCCAGAAAAUGAUGUUAUACUAAUUAUUCUUAGCAACUUUUGCUUUUCCUUUUUUCUUUUCUUAUUUCUCUACAAUAGUUUAUGCCAAAGUGGCUUCAUUCAUACGGAUGAACCAAGGAUUGGGAUAGCGCUGUACAAUUAGAAUCAGACAGCAGAUUGCCCAGCAGGAUGCUGUCAACUACCCCAACAGAGGGCCUGAAGGACCCUGAAAUUGCAGAACUCUUCUUCAAAGAAGAUCCAGAGAAGCUCUUCACAGAUCUCAGAGAAGUUGGCCAUGGAAGCUUUGGAGCAGUGUACUCUGCACGAGAUGUGCGCACCAAUGAAGUGGUGGCUAUCAAGAAAUUAUUUUAUACUGGAAUGCGGUCUACGAAGAAAUGGCAGGACAUUAUUAAGGAAGUCAGGUUUCUACAAAUAUUAAAACAUCCCAACAUUAUAGAAAACAAAGGCUGCUAUUUAAGUGAGCACACAGCAUGGCUUGUAAUGGAAUACUGUAUAGGAUCUGUUUCAGAUUUUCUGAAAGUUCACAAAAAGCCAUUACAAGAAAUGGAAAUAGCAGCAAUUACACAUGGUGCUCUCCAGGGAUUAGCCUACUUACAUUCUCAUGCCAUGAUCCAUAGAGAUAUCAAAGCAGCAAAUAUCCUUCUGACAGAACAAGGCCAGGUGAAACUUGCUGACUUUGGAUUGGCUUCCAUGGUCUCUCCUGCCAGUUCUUUUGCGGGAACGCCGUAUUGGAUGGCCCCAGAAGUAAUUUUAGCCAAGGUUGAAGAACAACAAUAUGGUACUGAAGUAGAUGUAUGGUCUCUUGGUAUAACAUGUAUUGAACUAGGUAAGCAUUGCUCUUUAUUACUGUGUAGUAAGUUUUGAUCAAUGUUUUACCUCAAUUUCUGUACAAAAUUACAGAUUUUUAUUUUUA
This is a messenger RNA of Manis pentadactyla (Chinese pangolin), 1986 nucleotides long. RefSeq names its product serine/threonine-protein kinase TAO1-like. Gene Ontology annotation, molecular function: ATP binding; protein kinase activity. The coding region runs from base 1242 to 1937 and encodes 231 amino acids. The record is from RefSeq and is a predicted model, not a curated record. The transcript has 7 exons. NCBI's taxonomy places the organism in Eukaryota, Metazoa, Chordata, Mammalia, Pholidota, Manidae. Gene Ontology annotation, biological process: protein phosphorylation.